Notolabrus celidotus (New Zealand spotty) is the source of this 3178-nucleotide messenger RNA. RefSeq names its product membrane integral NOTCH2 associated receptor 1 (gene minar1). The coding region runs from base 589 to 3042 and encodes 817 amino acids. The record is from RefSeq and is a predicted model, not a curated record. Lineage: Eukaryota; Metazoa; Chordata; Actinopteri; Labriformes; Labridae. The transcript has 4 exons. Gene Ontology annotation, cellular component: plasma membrane. Gene Ontology annotation, biological process: negative regulation of TOR signaling; negative regulation of cell population proliferation.
UUCAGCACAACACUCCCCGGACAGCUCCUCCAGCUCAGCAGCAGCACAGCUGUGAUCGGGGGGAGUCCGGGGGGAGGAGAACACGUCGGACGAUGGAGAGGGUCCAGUCAGUCUGCUGGGAAACACCGGGACCGAGGAUCCGGGUCUGAUACCUAACCAAUGUUAUUUGACUCUAAUUAAGGCAACCUGUGCGCGUGCAUGAGAGGAGUACUGUUUGCAUUCUUCUUCGUGCUCUUCGUGCGGACGGAUAAUUGGAGGGUUAAAGUUGGUCUCUGUGCAGCUGGGUUCUGAUGCUUGCGCAGCAGAUUCAGAUUCAGAUGAUGGUUCGUGAUUCCUCUGACUUUCUCUCUCCUUUUGUUGGCUCUCUGAGGAGGAGAGACAUGCUGAGCUGCACCGUGCUGAUCAGAUGAUUCUGCGCUCUCUUUCCGACAACUCAGGCUGAGUGUCGGUAUGCAGAUUUCACUGGAAUCAGCCUGAUAUCUGCGCCCUGCCCUGAGAGGCUCUGCAGCUGCUGUGCACGCAGGUGUCCAGGUUUCCCUGUGGUAGGACUUUCUCCGUAGCCCUGUUCCUGUCCCCCCUCCAGCAGCAAUGGACCCACUUCCAGACUACUCACUGUUCCUGGUCCGCAUCCUGGAGGAGCUGGACACCAAGCACAACACCAUGUCAUACCAGGACCUGUGCAAGUCCCUGUGUGCCCGCUUCGACCUGGUGCACCUGACCAAGCUCCGCAGCCUGCUCUUCUACACAGCCUGCCUUGACCCCGCCUUCCCAGCAACACUCUUCAAGGACAAGAUGCGCUGCUCUAUGGACGACCCGCAGUCCAAGAAGCUCAUGGUGGCUGCAGACAUUGUCACCAUGUUCAACCUGAUCCAGAUGAAUGGAGGUAUGAUCAAAGACAAGCUCCCCGCCAUGCAGCGAGCCAAGUUCCACAAAAACCAGUCUCUGGAGCUGUGCAGGUCUGAGCAGGAUGCCUACAAGUUUCAGGACUGUGACAGGGGUGCCGGGUAUGAGCACACGAGCCCCCGGGAUGGACAUCGUCACCACCAUCACCACCUCUGCCCCAAGAAGCACCCAGUGUCCCAGGGCGCCUCUCCCUGUUCCAAACCAUCUGACUUUGUUCGCACCUCAGACCCAAACUUCCUCCUGGGGGUCAGCAAGGAGCUGAAAUGUAGAGCCGCCUCUCUGGACAAGCUGCAGCACCUGCCUCAGUACUCCAGCAGCAGGCCUCCCUCUCCCCCUUGUGAGAUGCAGAGCACCUACUUUCCCAUGGACAUCGACAGUGAGUCCAACACGGACCAGGAGUCCCUGCAGCACAUCAGCCAUCCAGAGCAAUUCUCUAUGCACCCCUGCAUCCAGAAGAGGAACAUCUUCAAAGAGGACUUUCACAACCUGGUGGCCUUCUCACCACAGGUCAUCACUGCAGAGCGUAAGCAGGGUACCGAGGCUUCAGUCAGCUACCACAGGAGGGAGCUGCACAAACCUACCACCUUCUUCAACCACAGCUUUGAACUGCCCUACAGUAACCCCUACACCGAACCCACACUCAACUCCCCUCUCCAGGACAGGCAGAGGGUGAAGCAUGAGAGCCUGGAUGACUUGCAGGCCUCCACCUAUUUCGGCCCCACGACCGUCUCCGAGUGUGUCAGCAACAGGAGGCAGAGUCACAGAUCCGGGAAGCAGCCAGCGUGGCCGGUGAAGAGCCUCAGUCUGAACACAGAGGAGGGGCCUCCAGACUUUGAGAGGUCCUUCAUGAAUGGCAAACCACUCAAAGACAACCUCCACCCCAAUAUCAGCAUCAUCAGCACUGACGAUAAGCUUUUUCAGAGCCCAAAAGACAAGAUGGUAGCUUCUCCGUCUGGUUUUGCAAAGAAAACUAACGGAUUAAAGUCCAAGGAGGGAGCGCUGAUGGCCGGUGGGCCUGUAGGUUUGGACAAAAGAGAAGCAGCCAAAAGGUUUCGGGACAAAAACCUGAAGAGUCAGUCCUUUCAGGGAGGAGACACCUCGUCCAGCGUGGGGACACAAACAGAGCAGGGCGAGCAGAAGAAGGUGAAAGAUUUCAGAGAGAGGCAGGUCUUCAAACAGUCGGAUGAGGACUCAGAGCUCGUCAGUGAUGACAUCAGUGACAUCUUCCGAUUUCUGGAUGAUAUGAGUGUUUGUGACUCUCUUGGCGUCGUCCAACCCUCGAUCUACAACAGUAAUGGUUCUCUGUCUCAGGUUACACUCAAGUCUGAAGGCGAUAGCUCCCCUGAACGCAACACGGUCAAACUCGCAAAGUCCAAGCUGGACCGCCUCUUCCAUUCGCUGGAAAACACGGACGACGAGCUGAAAUCGAGCGUGUGCAAGCUGGUGAUGAGGAUCGGUGAGAUAGAGAAGAAGCUGGAGUCUCUGUCGGGGGUCCGCAGCGAGAUUUCCCAGGUGCUGUCCAAACUCAACAAGCUGGAUGAGAAGAUCCAGGAGCCUGAGGCCAACGGGAGACAUGGGGAGCCAGCGUCUGCAUCUGGAUCCACUGCCACUCCUGACAACCUGCAGCCUCACUCACAUCCCAACGCCAACCUGUCCCCUCGAGUUUUCCAGUGCCACACCACUGGACACAACGGCAAAAUGGACAACAGCCCCCCAGGGGAGUGGGGCUGCUCUGAUGGGAGUAACAGUGACAGCCUGAGGAUAAAGGCUCUGAAGAAGAGCAUGUUCACCAGGAGGUCGUCCCGCUCGCUCAACGAAGAGAACAGCCCCCCAGAGUUAAAGGUUGCAAGCAUCACCAACUCUCCACGGGACUGGAGGACGGUGUCCUACUCCUGCCAUCCUGCAGACGAAGGCAAAGACAAGGACAGAGACAGAGAUAGAGACAGAGACGGCAAGGACAGACACAGGAAGACCAAAGAGCGCAGCAGCUGUGUGGACAGACAGCAGCAGAUUCCAGCGCUGAAUUUGGGCUCUGAUGUAAAAGGAGCCAUUCCGAUGCCAUGUGGCUCUUUGUCCCACAUGACUCUCAUCACAGCCAGGAGAUGUGUUCACAGAGAGGAAUUAAUCCUGACAAAUUAGGGAGACUAAACUCUGCCUGGAGAACAGGAUGUCCCUGGGUGUUUGAAUGCAGCUGUGUGCUUCCAAAAAUGUAAAGACUCAUUGGAAACCAGAGAUCCUGACGCAGUGUGAUGAAAAUAAACGGCUUAGAGAAUCA